This is a messenger RNA of Folsomia candida, 1060 nucleotides long. RefSeq lists its product as uncharacterized. NCBI's taxonomy places the organism in Eukaryota, Metazoa, Arthropoda, Collembola, Entomobryomorpha, Isotomidae. Bases 84 to 992 code for a protein of 302 amino acids. The transcript has 4 exons. The record is from RefSeq and is a predicted model, not a curated record.
ACUUUUAAAACUUGUUAUUCCAGAACGGGAUGAUGAACCAUUGAUUUCAUGGGCAAGAUCAUUUUUCAGUAGUUUUCUUAGAGAUGGAAUUAUCAAAAUUUUUAAGGAAUCUCGUCAUUCUGCUGUGUCUGUUUCUUAAUUUGGUGAAUGUUGGACAUCAGAAAUCAAUUGACGACGCGUAUGACGCCCACCUAGAUCUGGACGUAGAAAGUACUCGUGAGAACGACGACGGUGAAAAUGCUUAUAACAUCUCCCAUGUACCAAUAGUGACUGCCCCGCUAUCUAAAGUUGACACCAAACCUCGCCAAAUCAGUUUGAGUGGCAAUGACGAUGAAUUCGCCUGCAAUCCUUCCGCAACUCCAGGCCUUGGUCAGUACAUAAUUGGCUAUGGUUCUCUCAUGUCCACUGAAUCGAAGGAUCUGACGUCGCCCAACACGGGGGAAAAUCUUCCCGUUAAAGUUCGAGGCUAUUCUCGUGUCUGGAACUGUAAGGGGACCUCGGUCAGUUACAGUACGACGUAUCUUGGCGUCGUGGUCGCAGACAGCAGGAAAACCUUUGUAGCGGCCGUUUACAAGCUCCCGAACGCCGCAGCCUUGCUUGACUAUGAUGCCCGUGAGUCUUUCUACUGCAGGGAGGAAGUCCCCAUGAGCAAGAUUCAGAUGCUAGCGACUAGGAAGACGCUAGGUCAAGGACAAUAUUGGAUGUACGUGACCAAGCCGGAAUACAGCGAAGAACCGACGAGAGAAUACCCAAUCGUCCAAAGUUAUGUGGACACUUUUCUCACGGGGUGUUUCGAACUGGAGGAAAAGUUUAAUAUUACGGACUUUGCGAAGGAGUGUGUCAGGUCGACUGAGGGAUGGGAAUCGCCAUGGGUGAAUGAUCGAAUCUUCCCCCGGAGGCCGUUCAGGCAUCAAAAAAAUGCUGGAAAAAUUGACCGACUCCUCAACACAAUGGUUCCAAGGGCUUACAAAAAUAUAAGAAUUGAGGGGUGAUUAUGUAUGGAAGUGGUUAGCUGAAAUUUAUUGACAAUAAAAUAAUAUUUGCAAAUGUUAUUAAUGGA